AUGCUAACUGCAAAUCUUCUGACACUUGCCCUACUGGCACCAGGAGCUCUCUCGUCAGCCCUACACCCUACGCGUCGCCAGUCCAGCCUGAGUAACUAUAUCCAAUCAGAAUCGUCUAUCGCUCUCCAAGGUGUGCUCGACAAUAUUGGUGCCAAUGGGUCGAAAGUUACGGGCGCCUCAUCUGGUAUUGUGGUUGCAUCCCCAUCCAAAGUGAACCCUGAUUACUUUUACACUUGGACCCGCGAUGCAGCUCUGACCUUGAAGGUCCUCGUUGACAGAUUCGUUGCGGGGGAUAGCUCGUUGGAAUCUAUCAUUCAGCAGUAUAUCUCUGCUCAGGCCAAAUUGCAAAUCGUCUCCAACCCUUCGGGCGAUUUGUCUGAUGGCUCAGGACUUGGCGAGCCCAAAUUCAACGUGGACAUCACAGCAUUUACCGGCGACUGGGGGCGUCCUCAGCGCGAUGGGCCAGCGCUGCGAGCGACCGCUUUGAUUGCAUAUGGUAAUCAUCUGAUCUCGGCUGGACAGGAGUCCGUCGUCACGUCAAACAUCUGGCCAAUUGUGCAGAACGACCUCAAUUACGUUGCGCAGUACUGGAACCAAACUGGAUUUGAUCUCUGGGAGGAGAUUCAAGGUUCCUCCUUCUUCACCAUCGCCGCGCAGCAUCGGGCCUUAGUGGAAGGAAGUGCGUUUGCCCAGUCGCUGGGUCAAUCAUGCACCGGGUGUGAUUCGCAAGCUCCCCAAAUUCUAUGCUUUCUCCAGGACUUCUGGAAUGGCACUUCUGUCAUCUCGAACCUGGCGAACGACGGACGCUCGGGCCUGGAUGCGAAUUCCCUAAUCAGCUCCAUCCAGACGUUCGACCCUGAAGCUGCAUGUGAUGACACGACCUUCCAGCCGUGUUCUGCACGCGCUUUGUCCAAUCACAAGUUGGUUGUUGACUCUUUCAGAUCGAUUUAUUCCGUCAACAGCGGUAAAUCUGCCGGUAGUGCGGUCGCUAUUGGACGCUAUGCGGAGGAUACUUACCAGGGCGGGAACCCUUGGUAUCUGGCCACUCUGGCUGCCGCUGAGCAAUUGUAUGACGCGUUAUAUCAGUGGAAUAAGCAAGGCUCGCUGGCUGUCACUCAGACCAACCUCCCAUUCUUCCAGGCCCUCGUCUCUUCCGCUGCCACUGGGGAUUACUCCAGCUCUUCAUCCACUUACUCCUCGCUCACUAGCGCGGUCAGAACCUACGCAGACGGAUUUAUGUCUAUCGUGCAGCAGUACACGCCCAGCAAUGGAUCAUUAGCAGAGCAGUUCACCAGAGAUAACGGUGUCCCUACCUCUGCCGGAGAUCUCACUUGGUCCUACGCCGCGUUCCUCACUGCCGAGGACCGCCGUGCUGGUAAUGUGCCGAGUUCCUGGGGCGCUUCUAGUGCGAACCAAGUACCUUCGCAGUGUCAAGGAAGCUCGGCGACGGGAAGUUACACGACUCCUUCUGUCGGUGCAUGGUAA
Messenger RNA from Penicillium pulvis, 1485 nucleotides. Its product is annotated as glycoside hydrolase family 15 protein. Gene Ontology annotation, cellular component: fungal-type vacuole. Bases 1 to 1485 code for a protein of 494 amino acids. Lineage: Eukaryota; Fungi; Ascomycota; Eurotiomycetes; Eurotiales; Aspergillaceae. Gene Ontology annotation, molecular function: glucan 1,4-alpha-glucosidase activity. The record is from RefSeq and is a predicted model, not a curated record. Gene Ontology annotation, biological process: polysaccharide metabolic process. The transcript is spliced from 2 exons.